AUGGCGCCCAACGAAGCCACCAUACUGCAAAACUAUUUGUUGUUACCGGCCCGGCUUCCUGCCAUCCUGUCGCUGCAAGAAUUCACCGCGUACUUUCCGAAGUCGCAACAGUCUUCUCCCCAGAUCCGUGCGCUCUAUCGUGAUCUACAGCAGCAGCGCAAUGCCGUGGUAGACCUGGUCGGCAGCAACAUAGACAGCGAAGUCAAGCGGGGCAAGGCAUUGCGCCGGGCGGUUGCCCAAGCAAGACACGAAGCGGAACUCGACGACGACAUAGACGACGAGAUAGAAAUCGAGAGGAAUCUCUUCGGACCUACUUCGAAUACGAUCCAACCGAGGAAACAUGACUUGCGCACAAUCCUUCCUGAGAUGCACCUUGCGGCGGCGGACAUGGAGCAGCAAGUGCAGAGACUUGAAGAAGAGGAAGCGGCACUCCUAGAGUCCGUCAAGCAGACCGUCGGCAGCAUGAGCGAUCUACGAUACGGACGGCUAGCGAAUCCCAAGCUCAGGAACGAGGUCAUCGAUGGCCUCAAAGAUUUUCAGCAAGUCUGCAAGCGGAAGGGCUGA
Molecule: messenger RNA, 564 nt
Organism: Truncatella angustata
Lineage: Eukaryota; Fungi; Ascomycota; Sordariomycetes; Amphisphaeriales; Sporocadaceae
Product: Cnl2/NKP2 family protein-domain-containing protein
Exons: 2
Coding region: 1-564 (187 amino acids)
Biological process (GO): chromosome segregation
Cellular component (GO): Mis6-Sim4 complex; kinetochore
Source: RefSeq, a predicted model, not a curated record